Molecule: messenger RNA, 3087 nt
Organism: Closterium sp. Naga37s-1
Lineage: Eukaryota; Viridiplantae; Streptophyta; Zygnematophyceae; Desmidiales; Closteriaceae
Source: the annotation of a GenBank genome assembly
AUGGACGGCCGGCCGAGCGUGAAGCUCCACUACCAUCAUCAGCACCGCCGCCAGUCCCCCCACGUAGACCAUCCGCUGCAUAGCCCCAGUAAAACCCGCCCCAGACGCUACCUCCCCCGGAUGUGCCUCUUCCUCUCCUCCGCGCUCUCGUCGAGCCGCCUUCUUCUCUUCCUCGCGGUCGGCGUCGCGUGUGUGUUCUUGUAUUCCGUGCUCGACAUACGAUUAGAUGGCGGCGCGACGGGGAACGAGGAAGGAGGUUCGGGAUUUGGUUCGGCAGCAGGAGAAUUCUCCAUCAGGUUCGGCAGCAACCGCGGAAGCAGUGGCAGCGGGGGAGGAUCGGGGGGGGGAUCGGCGGGGGGAACCGCGGGGAAGGCGUUUUGGGGGGAUUCAAGUCGAGCCGCGGCGGCGAUCGACGAUCUGCUCGUAGCGUCGAUGCGCAAAUCACGCUGGAGGGAUUUGGGGGAAUCCGCGCAACAGCUGCUGUGGUCUUCCCCCGAUCAGGGGAUCAGGGGAAGCCUUAUCGGUGGCGGGAAGGGCGGAGCCGGAGCGGGGAGCGCGGGGAGCAGCAGCGGGGGGGAGAGCCUGGCGGAACGGCGGAGGCUGAUGCGGUUAGGGUAUGACGGGGGAGAAGGGGAGGGAGCGGGGGAGAAAGGUGGAAAUCCGGACCUAUUAGGAGCCGCCAGCGCGAGAACCUUGCCCGCGUCUCUGAUUGGCUCGGGGAACCAGGGCUUACUGGGGAAUGCUGACGUGGACCGUGCUCUAAACGAGCGGCUGGCUCGCGAUGUGACUAUAGUGAUCAGCGCGAAGCACUCGUUCGGAACAGCAGCCGCGCAGCUAGACGCGAUUCUCGCGACCACUCCCCCCUGCCCCGUGAUUUACAUGAUCCCCGGCGCAAUGGACGCGCGCACGCGCGCGCAUGUCAGGCGCAGGCAAGCGGAGGGCGCGCGGGGGAUGUGGGGGGGCUGGGGCGGCGGAGGCGGAGGCGCAGGCGCGGGGGGAGCAGCGGGCGGCGGAUUAGGGUUUGCGGAUCCGGAUUUUGUUGGGGGGGAUGGUGGCGGGGGGAAUAGGCGGAGGCGGAAGGGCAGGGGGAAGGGGCGGGGGAAGGGGGCGGAAGUUCAGGGAGGGCGGAGAAUACUCGUUAAGGAAAUGGAGGAUGAAUAUGCAAGUGGGUACCUAAUGCGAAACGCAUCGUCAGAGUUAAUCCGCACAAAGUACGCCCUCUUUGUGUUCUCUGACGUGUUUCCGUAUCGACCCAACUGGUUGCAACAUCUGUUUAGAUUUGCCGAGAAGCAUCCUGAGGGGGUGAUUUUCUUGCCGUUCAUUUGGGAGUGGGGCGGGGAUGGGGGGGGCGGAGGGGUGAAGCUCAGGGCAGGGGGGCUCAGCAGAGGGGCGGGGGUGGGGGGGAGAAAAACGGCGACAUAUGGUGGUGCGACGAACCUGGGUGGUAGGCUCGGUGCCGGUGCUGCUGCAGGUGUGGCCACUGCUGCUGGCGCUGCUGGUGUGGCUGCUGGUGCUGCUAGUAGCGGUGGUGGUGGUGCUGGGGGGGGCAGCAUGGGCAGUGGAUCAGUGGCGAAGCAAGAGGGCCUUAAAGCCCAUGCAGCAUUCGCCUCAGACAUGCUAUUCGACGACUAUAGCAACGACGGGAAGCUCUACCCACAGCCAAUAGAAGACGUCCACGUGGCAGGCACCAGGGAUCCGAGCCUGCUGGACCCUCGGGAAUCUCCGGUAGGCGUGGAGGACCACUGCAUGCUGGUUCGGCAGUCGUUUCUUUCCGAAGCUGUUCUGUUCGACCCUAGGGUCGGGUACACCCGGCAGGAUUUGGAUUUGGCGCUUACCACACGGUAUUUUAACUACAAGUCUUACUUAGUGCCGCAGUCUAUUGUGGUAUACCACCACCCGUCUUCCAGCGUGGGAGCGCGGGAUUUGAUCUACUUUGCGCGGCAGAGCGGCGCCGACGUGUGCUCGGCCAAUCAGGUGUUUCUGCGGCACAAGUGGGGGAUUAUAACGGGGCAGCAGUGUAGAGGGUUCGUGGACGCGACUUUAAGGGGCCAUGUGUGGACGACAGAGGGCCAGGAAGGGGAUGGCGAAGCAUGGGAGGUGAACGGUGCAGGUGCUGCAGGCAAUGCUGCUGGUGCUGGUGGGGAGGAGGGUAGUGCAGGGAAAGGGGGGCUUGAGGCAAGUGGAAAGGGUACUAGCCUUGACAGCAGCAGCAGCAGCAGCAGCGCCACCCCUACCGCACGUUUUCUCAUUCCCAAGAGCCAAUCAGAGCAGGCUCAGCUCGUCCUCGCCUUCUUCUCAUUGGUCGGCUUCAACCGCUUCCAGAUGCGCAAUCUGCCAGCCUGGCAACCCCUGCCACCCGCGCUGCCCGCUGUCUGCCACGUCAGGGACAGGACGCUGUGCCAGAUUGCGAUCCCCUGGAUGGCUGUUGCCGCCCGGUUCAUUCCGUUUGUGGACCGACUGGCAACGCUGCCAGAUGCAUUGGCAGAAAAUGCCAAAUCUGCCACCGCCGCCACCACUGCUGCUACUGCUGCUGCUGGUGCUGCCCCUGGUGCCGGUGGGAAGGGAGUGGUUCUUUCUGGCAAUAGGAAUGGUACUAGUGGCAGUGCUGCCGAGGCUGAGGUUCGGGGAGAGCCGGAGCUGUGGUUCGGCCGAGCCGAGGAGUACCCGAGCCUGCGGGUGAAUCGGGUGGAGGAUCUUUGGCGGGCGGCGUCGCUACGGGACGGACAACUCUUCAUGAUUCGGCACGGAGUGGUGAAGCACGGGGAGAAGCAUCCAGGAAGGCGCGCCCCCGAAUUACCCUUUUUAAUGAGGCUAUACCAUCCGUUUCUGCUGGUGGAAUUGGAAAUGCGGGUGUUUUCUGGGGCAGGUGGGGAGGGGAUGGGGGGCGGUGGGGGGAAAGGGGAGGAGGAUAACGGGUGGUGGAUGGAGGGGAGUGAGGGAGGGGUGGAGGAAGGAACGGGGUCGAGAGGGGGGCGGGACAGGAGUAAGAGGACGGGAGGGGCGGGGAAAACGGUGUUGGAAUCGAGUCUGUUUGAUGGGUUGUCUGUGACAACCCCAAUGCAACCCAACCCCAAGGCACGCUACUAA